AUGUUUAUUCGAUUAUCGAAUAAAUUCUAUUGGGAGAGAAUACAAGUUUUAGUAUGUAAACAAAUAUUGACUAUGAACCAGUUCACUGCCCUUCAGAAGGAGGUCAUGUUCACGUGUACUUCUGUUGGGGGAAGUCGGUCAAAACGCGCACCCGGAAGGAUUGUAUCACAUUAAAGCGUGCGCGGUAAUUUUACACAUCCGAAAUGCGCUAAUGCGCGAUCAGCGCGGAUGAAAUCGAGUCAUUCACUUUUUAAUUUCCGUCCGGGAAAGACAUUUUUUAUGAUCACGGUGGUACUACGGUACCUUUUACUCGGAUUUAUUCGGAAACACGAUCCCCAUGGCCAUGCACGGAGAUAUCUCAGAUAGAACUAUUUACGGUACUUUAUCGCGAUCUGGAUCUAUACACGGAAAACUAAAUCCAACCCUAGCCGGACUCUAACCUAAUACCAUCGGAACAUAUUCCACUGGCACUGAUGAUACCGUACAUCUGAAAACUGUUAGUGUUAAGAUGGUUAAAUUUAGGGUAGGCCUAGAUUCUAGGCCUAUACGGUACUCUUCGCUUCGGCCUAGUCCUUUAAUUCGGACAGAUCUACGGAACCAAUUUACUUAUAUAGGCUACCUCGGCCGGCCUCGGAGACAUCUCACACGUGAAUUCACUAAAACUCAAUUUUAGUCGCAUGUACCGGUACUGUAGGCCAGCUACACUGCAGAUUGAUAAGCUAACUCUUCGACCACAUUACGGUACGGUACUGGCUCCUCAAUUUCGACGGUCGACUCUAAAGUAUGAUUAUCGCGGCAGACAUCAAAACUUGACUGGUUCAAUGAAAUAAUCAAUGCCUCAAGAUGGGAAAACAUAAAGGAUCAACCAGCAGAGGAGGCAGGGGGAAAGGAGCCAAAGGUUCAAGGAGACGCCCACGUCCACGGAGUCUAUGCGGUCAGAGUACCGGUACGGGUACCGGUACGACUACGAGCAACGAGAGCCACAACGGAGAGCCCGGCAAGCCAGCAGCCGACCAGACCGGGGGUGAUCGAGCCUUCGCUAGGCGAUGGACCAGAGAUAGAGCUCUCAACAAGCAACCACCUCCCACCCACGUUAACCCACGACGAGCCACCAGUCAUCCGGGCUCGAAGAAUCUGGCUGUUUGGCGACAGCUUACAAUGAGGGCUCGGGAGAGGGCCGUCACCACGGGGAACCACAACCUUGGGGGCUGAUUAAAGGCUACGAGGUGUACUAGUUGGUGGAGCCGUGGGGGUACUACGCUUCCCAACUGCCCGAGUGACCUCCAAGGGGGACUGAGAUACAGCCCCAUACCAACCUUAAUAAUCAUUCACGUGGGAUCCAAUGGAUUCAAUGAUUGGGCAGCUAUAUAGUGCCAAAGAAAGUAGACAAGCUGGAGAUAACGCACUGAAUUCAACCAGAGCUCUACGGCCGUGGUGCGACAUAUGUUUCUCAAGCAUCUUGCCACGCCUUACUAUUAUGCACAAGAAAGAACUAUCACCUCACAGGCAGCUAGUGACAAUGUCAGGAAAUCUGUGAACGAGUAUAUAUGCCAAGAGAAGGAUUCGGUGCAUGCACAAUGCGUCAUUUAUCAACCACAUCUUACACUAUCAUGAACACCGGUACUACAACAGAGGUGGCAUCCAACGGUCAGACGAAGGAAGUGACAUCCUGAUUAGUGAUUUCAAUAGGGCAGGUUAAUUUGCCCUCACUGGACAAGACUUGAAUGAAUAAGAGAGCUCUAAGAGUCCCAGGAUUGGCGAGUGCGAUUCCUUUAAUUGAUCUGGGAAUAGCGAAGGAAAGACACUGGACGUGCAGGGAAGUGUUGUUUAAUUACACAACCCAUGAUAUGGCACUCAUACUAUUAUAAUGGUUUUUCUCAUGCUUAUAUUGGUUCGUUAUCUUUUUAACCAAACGGUACCUUCGGCUCAUACCGAAGAGAAAUACAAGAGAAACAUUAAGAUUUAAUGAACGAAUGAGUAACACCGACAAAUAAAUUCAAUAGAUCAUUAGCACGAAGUGCUCAAAGGUUAAGCAACUGGCAUUAAGACAAGCUGAUAGUUUUGAAUUUAGUUUGGUUAUACCUUACAAUGCAAUCACAUCUGUCAUAUUGGCGUGGGUGCAUGGACACUCGCACCUGAUUGGACAUGGGUAAUAGUGAAAAUAAACUUGGGAGUUAAUUAAUGAACAGAGAACCUCUUUCUGCCAAAUGGCAAGAUAUACAGAAACAGUGCCUAUCCAAUGGUUCUUUUCUUGGUACGAAAGUUGCUCGGGUCAGUGCUUAAUGGUAACUACUUUGGUGCAAAUGAACAAAUCAAAGAAUUGGCAAA
Molecule: messenger RNA, 2328 nt
Organism: Lytechinus variegatus (green sea urchin)
Lineage: Eukaryota; Metazoa; Echinodermata; Echinoidea; Temnopleuroida; Toxopneustidae
Exons: 2
Coding region: 844-1212 (122 amino acids)
Source: RefSeq, a predicted model, not a curated record